ACUACUUCCGGGUUUCAGCAGUCUAGUCCAGAUCCACUCCUCAGUCGCGCUCAGCACACACUCAUUGUACACAAACUGGCAAGCGGCUCACACACAGCAUCGAUCGUGGCUCCUUUAAGAAAGACUAAGCCAGAAUUAUCACCCCACCUCCUCUUGAUCUCCUUUAGAAGCUUUUGCAUAAAAUAUCAACUCAGGAUCCGAGACUGAUCAAAGAAACCAGAGAGCUUCAUUUUUGUGUGCGUUUGAUUAUUAACAUUUGGUGUGCGAAUCUGUGGAAGCGCGCGGCGGAUCAUCAUUCAUUCGGUACUUUGACAAGCCUUGCGUUUGAUUGACAGUUGGAGUGGCAAAAAGCCAUGAGACUCGCUAGUUUUGUUUGAGGGGCAUUUGGAAAAGAAGACUGCUUCUCGUUCUGUCGCUGUCCUGUGGAUAGCCGAGGACCUAUUCACCUCGCUCGAGCUGAACUUGAGCAGAAGUGGCUGACUUCAUCCCUCUGGAAAGAAAUACGGAUUUUGUGAAAAUAUCUUCCAUUUGGAUUUUGAGUGUUAUUUUCUUCUUCAUCCUGGCCACAUAGGGGAUAUAUCUGAAGCUAAAGGAAGAAGAGGGAGUAAGGAGGGCUAUGGCGCAGAGGUACGAAGAUUUGCCCCACUACGGAAUGGAUGGAGUGGGCAUACCGACAACCAUGUACGGGGACCCGCACGGCGCCAGGUCAAUGCAAGCGGUCCACCUGAACCACGGGCCCCAGCUGCACUCGCACCAGUACCCGCACUCAGCUCACACUAACGCCAUGCCGCCUAGCAUGGGUUCCUCAGUCAACGAUGCUCUCAAAAGAGAUAAAGACGCGAUAUACGGGCACCCCCUGUUCCCCUUGCUUGCACUGAUUUUUGAGAAAUGUGAAUUAGCGACUUGCACGCCCAGAGAGCCCGGAGUGGCGGGAGGCGACGUUUGUUCAUCGGAAUCUUUCAAUGAAGACAUAGCAGUAUUUGCAAAACAGAUUCGGGCAGAAAAGCCGCUAUUUUCAUCAAAUCCAGAGUUGGAUAAUUUGAUGAUUCAAGCCAUUCAAGUUUUACGAUUUCAUCUUUUGGAGUUGGAAAAGGUACACGAACUCUGUGACAAUUUUUGUCACCGGUACAUCAGCUGCUUGAAGGGCAAGAUGCCCAUCGACUUAGUUAUAGACGACAGAGAAGGCGGAUCAAAAUCAGACAGCGAGGAAAUCACAAGAUCAUCGGGACCUCUUGAUCAGGUAGGCCACACUCUCUCUUCCUCUCUCUACUGGCUAUUCGGCAUGCCUUCUGGGUCACUUCGCCGCCGCGCUGCUAUUUGCAUAUGAUUAAGACCGUUUUAG
Messenger RNA from Hypomesus transpacificus, 1342 nucleotides. RefSeq names its product homeobox protein Meis1-like. The record is from RefSeq and is a predicted model, not a curated record. The coding region runs from base 617 to 1327 and encodes 236 amino acids. NCBI's taxonomy places the organism in Eukaryota, Metazoa, Chordata, Actinopteri, Osmeriformes, Osmeridae. The transcript has 6 exons.